Ceraceosorus guamensis is the source of this 1511-nucleotide messenger RNA. Its product is annotated as Zinc/iron permease. The transcript has 4 exons. The record is from RefSeq and is a predicted model, not a curated record. Gene Ontology annotation, molecular function: zinc ion transmembrane transporter activity. Lineage: Eukaryota; Fungi; Basidiomycota; Exobasidiomycetes; Ceraceosorales; Ceraceosoraceae. Gene Ontology annotation, cellular component: plasma membrane. Bases 118 to 1320 code for a protein of 400 amino acids. Gene Ontology annotation, biological process: zinc ion transmembrane transport.
UCACCGACUGGUCGCGGGGCCUGCGUGCUCUCCGGCGGCGCCUGGACCUGCGAGCUCGCCGCUAGCGGCGCAGCAGCAGCUCCGAUUGCAACCUCCGUCAACUCCCUGAUCACCGAAAUGGUAGAGCCCAGUCCGACUGGUCUGGGUGCUUGCCAUCUUCACGGCGAUCAUUGGCACUGCGACGAAGAAGGCGAAGAGGGUCAUGACCACAGCCACGAAGGACACGAUCACAGCGGACAUAGUCACGCCGGUCAUAGCCAUGCAGGCCACAGCCAUGGUCCAUCCGAGGAGUUUGGUUGUGGGCUUGCACCUCUGGAAGAGUACAAUUUACCAUUGCACGUAGCUGCAGUCUUCAUUCUCCUGGUCGCCUCCAUUGCAGGAGUUGUCUUGCCUUCCUUUGGGAACCUUCUGGAGCGCGCUUUUGCUACUACAGCCUCGCAAUCCGCUACCUUUCGACGUUGGACUGGAAGCUUCACCUUCGCCAUGCGCCACUUUGGGGGUGGGAUCAUCUUGUCCACCGCCUUCAUUCACCUGCUCUUCCACUCCUUCAUCUACUUCAACAACAGCUGCAUUGGCGAGCUCCAGUACGAAGCUGCAUCAGCGGCAAUUGCCAUGGCAGCCGUAUACGUCAUGUUUCUUAUCGACUUCCUCGCCCUUCGACCGUUGCGACGUCAAGCGUACGCCGCCCAGGAACGCGCAUUCGCGUCUGGAGCGAGGAGUACUUCCGAUGACGACUCUGUCGAAAAACCCAACGAGCGCGCCUUGAUACCUGAGGAAUCAGAUGGACAUGCGCACGAGUCGAUUGACCUGCUCAAGCAUAGCGAAGGUCGCAUGGCCAAAUGGAACGUUCUCGCUCUGGAAGCUGGCAUUGUCUUCCAUAGCAUCAUCAUUGGCGUGACGAUUGGCACCGCUUCUGGUGAAGGUUGGGUGCCGCUGUUGAUCGCCAUUGUAUUUCACCAAUUCUGCGAGGGUCUUGGCUUGGCGAGCCGAGUGGUCCUCCUUCCUUCCUCCGUUCUGAGCAACACUUUGAAGUUCGUCAUGCACCUCGUCUUCAUCGUGACAACGCCCGUGGGCAUCGCCAUCGGCAUUGGCGUGCGACAGUCCUACAACGGGAACAGCCGGGGCACUCUUCUAGCAGUCGGCAUCCUCGACGCGAUCUCGGCCGGCAUUCUGAUCUACGCGGCCCUCGUUCAGAUCAUCGUCAACGACUAUAUCUUCAAUCGCGAAAUGACGCGCGCUUCAAUGAAGCGCUGCGUUGCCGCCCUGACGUUCUUCACGCUCGGCCUGUUCGUCAUGUCCGUGCUUGGAUACUGGGCUUGAAAAGUCUGGAGCGGCUGCAACACUCUACCGCCUCAUUAUUCUCGGAUUUGCUCUCUCGGAUGAGAUUCUCAUUUUCACGUUCAAUCCACGAUUAUUAUAGUAGAUACGUCCUCUGAUGAAUGGCGGAAGUAUUCUCGUUCAUCAUCAUCAAGGACUUGACUCUUCAUACGCAAUUCAAAAUUUGCCAAAGC